UGAAGUAUGCCUAUGUAUUAAAAUAUAUGAGAAAGAAGAUUUGAUAGCGAUAUUAACCUUCAAUUUGAUUUUCACAACAAAUAGCUUGAGAUUAAGCAGGAACAAGGUUUUAUUAACGUUUGAAACUACCAAAGUUAUAUAAAAAUUGAGAUGAGCGAAAUAACCUCUGUUUAUCAACUGCUAAAUAUCUUCCCGUAAAUAACGGAACUUCCAUGCACGUCCGCAUAUAUACACGUUACAUUUAUGUACAUACAUAUUGUAAAAUUGAAAUAUCAAAUGAAAAAUAUUGGCUAUAAAGAUGGCCCAAAAAAUAUAUGAUACAUCGACAAGGACAUGGUGGUCAAUUUUUGGAAUACUAUAUAUUCUCAGUAUUUUUACACGAUUUUAUAAAAUUAGUGAGCCAGAUCAUAUUUGUUGGGAUGAAACCCAUUUUGGCAAAAUGGGAAGUUGGUAUAUUAACAGAACUUUCUUUUUUGAUGUUCAUCCACCAUUAGGAAAGAUGUUGAUUGGUCUUUCUGGUUAUUUAACUGGCUAUGAUGGAAAAUUUGCUUUUGAUAAGCCUGGUGAUAAGUAUGAAAAUACGUCAUAUUUAGGGAUGAGAGUUUUUUGCAGUGCUCUUGGAGCUUCUAUUGUACCAAUGACAUUUGUAGCAAUAGAGGGAAUGACUGAUAACAUAUCUGCAGCUUUUUUUUCUUCAUUGCUCAUCCUUUUUGAUGUUGGUCUUAUUACGCUUUCCCAGUACAUUUUACUGGAUCCGCUACUAUUAUGUUUCAUGAUGGGCAGUUUUAUGGGAGCAGUAAAAGUAUCUUCCAGCAAAACAAAAGAAUUUUCAUUGAAAUGGUGGUUCUGGCUAAUAUUCACUGGAACUAUGUUAGCUUGUUGUAUUUCCGUCAAAUUUGUAGGACUAUUUGUGGUGUUACUAGUAGGUUUAAUGACUGUUUCUGAUCUUUGGAAUAUUCUUGGAGACUUGAGCAAAUCUGUGAGUCACACAUUGAAGAAUCUAUUGGCCAGAGCUCUAUGUUUAAUUGUACUACCGGUACUACUGUAUAUUACAUUUUUCUACAUCCAUUUACGAGUCUUGAACAGAAGUGGCAAUGGAGAUGGAUUUUAUAGUUCCGCUUUUCAGUCUCAAUUAAUAGGUAACAGUUUGCAUAAUGCCAGUAUGCCACAUCAAGUAGCUUAUGGAGCGAUAAUUACAAUUAAAAAUCAUCGUACCGGUGGGGGAUAUUUACAUUCGCAUUUUCAUUUAUAUCCCGAAGGAAUUGGAGCCAGGCAACAACAGAUCACAACAUACACUCAUAAAGAUGAUAACAACAAAUGGUUAAUAAAAAAAUUCAACUCUGAAUCAUAUGAUGGAAUUGAAAUAGUAAAAAAUGGUGAUUUGGUUCGUCUAGAACAUAUUCCUACUCGAAGAAAUCUACAUUCACAUAAAGAACAAGCUCCAAUUACUAAAAAAUAUUUUCAGGUUACCGGAUACGGAGAAAAUGGAACAGGAGAUGCCAAUGAUGUAUGGCGAAUAAUGGUUAUUGGAGAGAAAGUCGGAGCAGAUGUUACAGCAGUAACUAGUAAAUUGAAAUUCAUACACUAUCUACAAUCCUGUAUUUUAACUACCACCGGCAAACAACUGCCGAAAUGGGGUUAUGAACAGCAAGAAGUCACUUGUAAUCCAAAUUUGAGAGAUCAAAAUGGAAUUUGGAACGUUGAAGAAAACAUUUUUGAAGCAUUACCGAAUGUUAAUUUUGAAGUAUACGCCCCUAGUUUUUUGGAACGAUUUCUUGAAUCUCACGCCGUAAUGUUUCAAGGAAAUGCUGGUUUAAAACCGAAAGAAGGAGAAAUUACAUCACGUCCUUGGCAAUGGCCGAUCAAUUAUAGAGGACAAUUUUUUUCCGGAACUCAAUUUAGAAUAUAUCUGCUUGGAAAUCCUGUAAUAUGGUGGGGGAAUUUGAUAUUUAUUAUAAUAUUCUUAUUAGCUUUUGGUGUCCAUGCUAUCAAAGUACAAAGAGGAUAUGUAAAUUCUUCAAGCGAUUCCUAUAAGAAGAAUUUGUCGGCUUGUGCUUGGUUAUUUUUAGGAUGGUUGUUACAUUAUAUACCGUUUUGGGCAAUGGGCCGUGUACUCUAUUUCCAUCAUUAUUUUCCAGCUCUUUUAUUUAGUUCCAUGAUAACAGGCAUAUUAAUUGAUUACUUGCUAGAAGAAAUUCCAAGCUAUUUUUCACCAAACAAAUCUAAAAUAGUGUAUGAAAUACUUCUAGGACUAGUUCUGUCGACAAUAAUUUACAGUUUUUAUCUAUUUGCUCCUCUUGCUUAUGGAAUGGUAGGACCAUCAUCCAAUGAAGUGAAUUCUACCAUGCAUGGACUGAGAUGGAUGGAAAGUUGGGAAUUUUGACCCAAGUUUUAUUUAUUAUGACAUAAUAUUUUAUCUAUUAUAUAUAUAUACAUUAUAUUUUAUAUCUAUGAUAUAAUUUUUAAUUUUUAUUUUUGUACUUAUUUAUGGCUUAUAAAA
This is a messenger RNA of Diorhabda sublineata, 2500 nucleotides long. RefSeq names its product protein O-mannosyl-transferase 2 (gene twisted). Gene Ontology annotation, biological process: protein O-linked glycosylation via mannose. The record is from RefSeq and is a predicted model, not a curated record. The coding region runs from base 299 to 2383 and encodes 694 amino acids. The transcript is spliced from 15 exons. Gene Ontology annotation, molecular function: dolichyl-phosphate-mannose-protein mannosyltransferase activity. Gene Ontology annotation, cellular component: endoplasmic reticulum; membrane. Lineage: Eukaryota; Metazoa; Arthropoda; Insecta; Coleoptera; Chrysomelidae.